AUGGAAGACUGCAUUAGGAACAGGCAAGGUCUGUAUCUCCUCCUCUUAUUCUCUGUUUCUAGAGUGAUGUGUAUCUCAAUACGCUAUUCUGUGCCUGAAGAAAAGAAAAGUGGAUUUCUGGUGGCUAAUGUGCUAAAGGAUUUGAAACUGGGAACAGGGGAGCUCUCUGCUCGCAGAGCCCAGCUAGUGUCCAAAAGCACACAGCAAUAUUUCCACCUUGAUACCCACUCUGGGAAUUUGCUGAUAAAUGAAAAAGUAGACCGGGAAGCUUUGUGUGGUGAGACUGAUCCUUGCUUGCUGCUCUCUGAAAUCGUGCUCCAAAACCCCUUAAAGAUCUACAGUAUAGAAAUAGAGAUAGAAGAUGUGAAUGACAAUACACCCAAAUUCUCAAAAAAGGAAUUCAAGCUAUAUAUUCCAGAGAAUGUCCCAAUUAACACCCAGUUCCCUUUGGAAUCUGCACAAGAUACAGAUUUGGGUAAAAAUAACGUUCAAAACUACACUCUCAGUUCUAAUGAGCAUUUCUGGCUCCAAGUAAAAAGUGAUGGAACUGGAAACAAAUAUUUGGACCUUAUUUUGGUGAAACCUCUAGAUAGGGAAGAAGCAGCAGAGUUUGGACUGACUCUCACAGCUGUGGAUGGAGGGGAGCCACAGAGAACAGGCACAGUUCAGAUAAAUAUCAAGGUUUUGGACAUCAAUGAUAAUUUUCCCCAGUUUACUCAUUCUGAAUAUAACGUAAGGUUAAAGGAAAACAGCCCUAGGGACACCCUGGUCUCCAAAGUAGAAGCCAGAGAUUCAGAUUUUGGUUCAAAUGCACGAAUAACAUACUCAUUUGAUCGGGUACCUGAAAAAAUACACCGUUUAUUCCACUUAAAUGAUCUCACUGGGGAAAUAACUGUUUUGGGAGAAAUUGAUUAUGAAAAAGAAACCACCUACAGCAUGAGCAUCAGAGCAACAGAUGGAGGGGAUCUUUCAGGUCACUGCAAGGUCCUGGUAGAGAUUGAAGAUGUGAAUGACAAUGUUCCUGAAGUGUCCAUCAUAUCCAUCACUAGUCCCUUGGCAGAAGAUUCUCCCCUGGAGACACUUGUGGCUCUCUUCACUGUCACAGACCGAGACUCCGGAGACAAUGGCAGAACGGUGUGCUCUGUGGAGGUAAACCUUCCCUUUGUCUUAAAACCCACGAUGGAUAACUAUUACCAACUUCUGGUCCAAAGCUCCCUGGACAGAGAGAAAGUCUCAGAGUAUAAUAUUACCAUUACAGCCGUGGACCAGGGCUCCCCCAGGCUCACUUCCACAAGAAUGAUUAACGUUCAGAUCUCAGAUGUCAAUGACAACCCUCCAGUAUUUGAAAAGUCUUCAUGGGAAAUGCAGAUACGGGAAAACAAUAUUCCAGGAUUGCUCAUUGGCUCAGUCCAUGCUGCUGAUCUGGACACUGAGAAGAAUGCCAAGAUCACCUACUCUCUUUUGCCUGGGAAGGUCACUGAUGGCCUUGUGGCCUCUUACAUCUCAGUCAACUCUGAAAGCGGAAAUCUGUAUGCCCUCCGAUCUCUGGAUUAUGAGCAGAUCAAAGAUUUCAAAGUGACAGUGAGGGCUACAGAUGGAGGGUCUCCUCCCCUCAGCUCAGAAGUUAGUGUCCGAGUCAUCAUCAUAGAUGAAAACGACAACGCUCCCUUCUUCCUCUACCCUCUUCAGAACAGCACAUCCCCCUGCAAUGAGCUGGUCCCCAAGUCGGUGGAGUCUGGCUACCUGGUCACCAAGGUGGUGGCUGUGGAUGGAGAUUCUGGCCAGAACUCGUGGCUUUCCUAUGAGCUGCUGAAGGCCACAGACCCUGGUCUUUUCAGCAUAGGAGCCCAGAAUGGGGAAGUGAGAACCAGGAGAGCCCUGAGCGAGCGAGACACCAGCAAGCAGAGACUCAUGAUAGUGGUGAGGGACAACGGGCUCCCUCCCCAGAGCAGCACUGCAAUGCUCCAUGUCCUUCCCGUGGGUGGCUUUUCGGAUCCUUAUAUGAAAGCUGUGGAGAUUAGUAAAGACCAACAUGAAGAAGAUGGGAGCUUGACCUUGUAUUUGGUGAUCUGCCUGGCUGCAGUCUCCUUUGUGUUCCUUGUUUGCAUUGUUUCCUUUGCUGCCAUCAAGAUCUGCAGGAGGGAUCCCAGGGAAAGUUUUAUCGCUGCCCCUCCUCACUUCCCACCUGCCAGACCAGACAUCCCAGAGAACUGUGGGGAUUCUCAGAGCGGGUCGCUUUCCAGGAGUUACCACUAUGAUGUUUGCUUAACCGGUGGGUCCUUAAGCAGCGAGUUCAGGUUCCUCAGGCCCCUCAUUCCUGUUUUUUCUGUGGGGGACCCAAACCUCAAUGUGAACCAGACCCCUCCUUCUGCUUCCCAAGAUAUUCCUGACCAGGUGGGGAAAGAAGAUUCAGGGAAACAGGUGAGCAAUUAGUAAUUAUAGUCGGAGAAAGCUUA
Zootoca vivipara (common lizard) is the source of this 2456-nucleotide messenger RNA. The record is from RefSeq and is a predicted model, not a curated record. NCBI's taxonomy places the organism in Eukaryota, Metazoa, Chordata, Lepidosauria, Squamata, Lacertidae.